AUGGCUUUAGUUUUGAGAUAUGUAGAUAAAAGAGGAUUUGUGGUGGAGAGGUUUAUCGAUCUCACCCAUGUUUCUUAUACUUCAGCUGCAUCACUUAAAGAUGCCAUUGGUUCUAUGCUUUCAGAACACAAACUAAGCCUCUCUAGAAUUCAAGGGCAAGGUUAUGAUGGUGCUAGUAACAUGCGAGGUGAGUUCAAUGGCUUAAAAAGUUUGAUUAUGAGAGAAACUGGAUCUGCCUAUUAUGUUCACUGUUUUUCUCAUCAGUUACAAUUAGCACUUAUUUUUGUUGCAAAGAAUCAUUUUACUAUUAAUGAUAUCUUUGAUUUAAUUGCUCGUUUGUUAAAUGUGGUCGGAGCUUCUUGUAAGCGUCGAGACAAGCUUUCAGAGCAACAAGCAAACACUGUUAUUUAUUUAUUGAUCAAUGGUGAAUUACAAACUGGUGGAGGUUUGAACCAAGAGAUGAGUAUUAAAAGGCCUGGUGAUACUCGUUGGGGAUCUCAUUAUGCUUCACUUUUAAAUAUAAUGGCUAUGUUUUCUUCAAUUAUCUAUGUACUUGAAGAUGUUGAGAGGGAUGACACCUAUCAAGAUCAAAAAGCAGAAGCACGUCGUCUUUUGGAGAUAUUAGAAUCAUUUGAUUUUAUUUUUUGCUUAUCUGCAAAAGAAAGAUUGCAACAAAUGAGAGAUAGUGGAUGGGAAGAUUUAAUGAAUAAUGUUUUUUCAUUUUGCGAUAAGGUCAAAAUUACAAUACCGAAGAUGGAAGAUGCAUAUGUUACAGGAGGGCGCCGUAGAACUUCACAUGUUAGUAAUUUACACCAUUAUCAGGUUGAUGUCUUUUAUGCAGUAAUUGAUAUGCAACUUCAAGAGCUCAAUCGUCAUUUUGAUGAAGUCAAUAGUAAAUUACUUCUUUGUGUUGCUUGCUUGAGUCCAAAAGACUCAUUUAGUGCAUUUGACAAGAAAAAUUUAAUCAAGAUGGCUUAA
This is a messenger RNA of Mercurialis annua (annual mercury), 978 nucleotides long. RefSeq lists its product as uncharacterized. The record is from RefSeq and is a predicted model, not a curated record. Bases 1 to 978 code for a protein of 325 amino acids. The transcript is spliced from 2 exons. Lineage: Eukaryota; Viridiplantae; Streptophyta; Magnoliopsida; Malpighiales; Euphorbiaceae.